AAUUCAGCCCUCUUACAUUAUAGUAGUCUUUAAUUACAUGAUUACAUACCUUUUUUUCCUACAAAAGCAUUACUUUAUUAAUUGCUGAAGAAUGAAUGAGGCUUAUGUGAGUCCUUUUUAUAUGAUCUCUGCCUCAUUUGUUGCAGAAAUGGGAAGAUAGAGAAGAAAGGAAGAUGCUUCAAGAAAACAGAGGAUGGUCUCAUGCUCAAGGCAGGUGAAUGCCAUAGUCUUCAACACUCAAGCAGUUCUACUGAGUUCAAGUUCAGAAGUGCUACACUCAUGAAGCCAAACUGGCUCACUAGCUGACUUCACUCUGCCACCCUCUCAACAGGUAGAAUGUUUUUGUGCCUGAUCCCUGCACUAGAGCUGGACUUGCAAUCAUGGAGGAACAUCAGCAGCAUUUACACUGUGUUAAUUGUGUCAGUCGGCGUUGCAUGACCAGACCAGAGACUGGAAUUUCCUGUGACUUGAUUGGCUGCCCACUGGUUUGUGGAGCAGUCUUUCAUACAUGCAAAUCUGAGGAACAUCGCAUUUUGUGCCCAUUUGAAAGAGUGCCUUGUUUGAAUAGUGGCUUUGGAUGUCCCUUCAUUGUAGCCAGAAACAAAGUCGCUGAACAUCUAGAAACUUGUCCUGCAAGUGUGGUAUGCUGCACUAUGGAAUGGAAUAGAUGGCCAGUCAGUUAUGCGGACCGGAAAUCUUAUGAAAAUCUAAGUAAAGAUGUUGAUGAAGUGGAACAGUUAGACAUGGCUUUAGCCCUUCAAGACCAGCGCAUGCUGUUAGAAUCCCUCAAAGUAGCAACUAUGAUGUCAAAAUCAGCUGAUCAGAUUUCUGAACCUAGAGAGCAGACUUCAGUUAAAUCACGUGCUUCUGACACAGUGCUUUCAAAUGGAUUGAUUUCUGCAGAUGAAGAUUCCUACAGUGCACUUUAUCAAGCUACUGUAGAAACUACUAAGAGUUUAGCUGUGGCAUUAGAUAUAUUGAACACUGCUACAAGAGACAUAAGCAUGUUAAGUUCAAGACUAUGUAUUUCACCAUAUGAGAUGAAUGAAGAUUUUCAGAUUCAAGAGCAAACUGCUAAUGGAUGUAUCCAGCAUAAAAUUGUAGACCAUGACUACCCAGAUGAAGAUAAUAUGGGAGCAGUUGGUGGAAUUGACUUUGAUGUCUUGAGCCAAAAUUCACAGUCGGAACAAAAUGGUUCAAGUGAUUUUUGUUAUGAUAUAGUGCAAAAACAUGACUUGAAUGCACACCUUGGUAAUGCUUCAGCUCUGUGUAAUGGUUUUCAUACAGAAAAUAUAGAUACAGAGGCAUUGGACCAGAAUGAAGAUCUAGAUGUUUGUGAUUCAAAACCAUCUAAUGUAGCAAAUGGUGAAUGUAUUGCAUCUCCUGAUGAUGGAGUAUUGAAGUCUUGCAGCUCCUUUCCUGUAGCAGCACAACAACUUAGAGAAGUAAUAACACCCCACAGUUUACUUAAUGGCACUGUUAAUCAUAUACAACUGCCACGUGACUCCAGGGGAGAGGAAGUGUUAGAGAGGCAAUUGGAACAAGAAAGAUUGAGAAAUGUAGAUGUGUUUUCUCUAAUUCAUCAUCGAUCAUACAGUUUCCUUGUUAACCACUGUUGGUCUACACCAAAGGAAGAUAAAGCUGUUGAUACAUCAGAUUUAGACAUAACAGAAGAUCCUAUGGGUCUUCAGGGAAUAGAUCUAAUCACAGCAGCUUUGCUGUUUUGUCUAGGAGACUCUCCGGGUGGUAGGGGGAUAUCUGAUAGUCGCAUUGUUGAUGGAUAUCACAUUGAUUUUGGGACGCAAACGUUUUCUCUCCCAUCUGCAAUAUUGGCCACAAAUACAAUGGUAGGGGAAAUAGCUUCAGCUUCAGCAUGUGAUCAUGCCAAUCCACAACUUUCAAAUCCAAGUCCUUUUCAGACACUUGGUUUGGACUUGGUGCUGGAAUGUGUGGCUAGAUACCAAACAAAACAGCGUUCAAUGUUUACAUUUGUUUGUGGACAAUUGUUUAGGCGAAAUGAAUUUUCUUCGCAUUUUAAGAAUGUGCAUGGUGAUAUUCAUGCUGGCCUCAAUGGAUGGAUGGAGCAGAGGUGUCCUUUGGCAUACUAUGGGUGUACAUAUUCUCAGCGUAGGUUUUGUCCUUCAACACAAGGGGCAAAGAUUAUUCACGACCGCCAUCUGAGGUCAUUUGGUGUUCAGCCUUGUAUAUCUACAGUGUUAGUAGAACCAGCUAAAAACUGCCUCAUUGGUCCAUGUAGUGACCAUCUGAGUAAUCUUCCUUUUGAGGUUCUACAGCAUAUUGCUGGUUUUCUGGAUGGUUUUAGUUUGUGUCAGCUUUCCAGAGUGUCACGAUUAAUGAGAGAUGUAUGUGGAAGCUUGCUUCAAGCGCGUGGAAUGGUCAUACUGCUUUGGGAAAAGAGAAAGUAUCCAGAUGGAAGUUCUUCAUGGCAAAUAAAAGAAAAGGUGUGGAGAUUCAGUACAGCUUUUUGUACUGUGAAUGAGUGGAAGUUUGCUGAUAUCGUAAGCAUGGCUGACCACUUGAAGAAAUGCAAGUAUAAUGCUGUAGAGAGAAGGGAGGAGGCUGUCCCGCUGCCAUGUAUGUGUGUAACACGAGAACUAACUAAAGAAGGACGUUCACUCCGCUCUGUCUUGAAACCUGUACUUUAAAAUGCUAUGACCCUCCACUUGCACAUACACUCAAGCACCUGAUAUAACCUCUGUAAUAUUACAUGACACUUUAUUAAUGUACUAAAGAAAAUUUCUAGUUAAAUCUACUCUGUAACUAUGUAUAUAAUGUUUUGAAGUGACAUUUAUUUUUUAUAAUACUGUUUAGUUGAAAGUAUUGAAAGUUGCCUUAAUGUUUGAAAAAUUUGGAACUUGCUGGACAGGGUAGUUUUAUCUAACUUAUGUGAUUUUUUUUUUUUUAAGUUCUCUGUGUGUGUGUUUCUGAUUCACUGGUGCCCAUAUUUUUGCUGAAUUAGUACAAUUUCAGAAAUGGAUUUCUAAAAGUAUGCACAUUCAGAUAGGAUACUUUGAGUUGUAAUGAGACAAGUUCAUGAUCAAACACAUUUUGUGUGCUAGGUCUUGUUACAAAUUACUUAAACAUUAAAAAAUGAACACUAUUCAGAAUUCUGUAGUAGAUAUCUCAGACAAACUUUUGACUUUUUAAGCACAUGUGUGCAAAUUUUAGUUUAAUCAGUGUUGUAGUGCUCAUCCUAGUUAGUAUAUGGUGACAUAGGACAUGCAUUUUAAAAAAUAUGUAGCAGUGAAAUAAGUGAACUCUGGUUUAUGGCAGAUUAAUUUGAGCACAAUUUUUUUGAAGUGUCAGCAAAGGUUACUUUUCUUGUGAACUAAUGGUUAUUUCACUUUUGGGAGCAAAACUCUUGAGGUUAAAACCAUGAAAAAUUGGGCCUUAAAGUGACAGUUGUUAAAAAUCACUUUUUAAAGUCCAUUCUCCAGUCCUAGAGAUAAGGAACAACAUCUUCCUGUUUAUUGGUUAUAAGUUAGAAUUUGGGAUGCACAAUUAUAGAUUUAAAAUGCAGCUAAUGAAAGGGCUUAACUUGUGUUGUGGUAUUGUAACGUAUUGUCUUUUGUUUUUGUUAAUUUGUCAAUAAAAAUGCUAUACUGGUUGAGGGCAUUUUAAUUGCCUAAGUAUAUUAAAAUGUAUCAUCUUCAUAAGAUGAGACAGUUUCCAUUAGUUGCAUAAAACAUAUCCAAAAUGCUUUGUUCAGCCAUAUGUGUGAUUAAAUGAACUCCAAAUUGUUUCUACAGUCUCUUGCCAUGUGGAAACUUGCAUAGCAUCUUGUGAAUAGGAAGUAUGUGCUGGUUAAUAACAAAAGUACAAUAGAUCAAUUCAAAUUUACUUUCAGACUUUUGUGUUGGUGACAAUAGACUGUUGCACUCUGUGACUGUGCCACACACUAAGACAGAAACAGACUGGAGUUUGGAACAAUGAAAUACAGUAUGCAUUUCAAUUUUAGAUAAAACAAGACAUUCUUAAGGAGAGGCUACAAUAGUAAUGGCUACAUUUAAAGUUUGUAACUUCUGUAAGCGAUACUUAAGUUAUUGCUAGCCUGGCUACAGUUCACAAUUGCAGCAUCUGUGUAUUGCCCAUUCUGGGUCCAAUUCAGCUAAAUAGGCAUUGUG
Pelodiscus sinensis (Chinese soft-shelled turtle) is the source of this 4145-nucleotide messenger RNA. The record is from RefSeq and is a predicted model, not a curated record. Lineage: Eukaryota; Metazoa; Chordata; Testudines; Trionychidae.